AUGGACUUCGAUAUAAGUAGCAGGCCUCCGUGCUGGGUUCAGACAGGUGGAACCUUCGACUUUAAUAACGUAGUACCCAACCAGCCCAAUGUUACUAACCUAAGGCUGGAGACGUGCACAACUGCGUCGACAUCUGUACGAACAAUCUUACCGGCGAAAUCUUCCCUUUGUUGGAAAUCGUACCAACAAACUCGCUACAUUGGCUUGCAGCAGAUCAGUCUCAACACCAUCACCGAAUGUCAAAAUUAUUGUUUCAACGAAGUUGCAUGUUACGUAAUGGACUUCGAUAUAAGUAGCAGGCCUCCGUGCUGGGUUCAGACAGGUGGAACCUUCGACUUUAAUAACGUAGUACCCAACCAGCCCAAUGUUACUAACCUAAGGCUGGAGACGUGCACAACUGCGUCGACAACCUUCCCCGCCAAAGCUGGCUUAUGUUGGAAGACCUAUCCACAAACCCUUUAUGUUGGCCUGACACAGACGAACUACGCCAGCAUUAAAGAGUGCCAAGAUUAUUGCUACAGUUUUUCUGCAUGCUACUUAUUUAAUUACGAUACCUCCACCCAACCUCCUUGCUGGGUGCAGACGACUGGAAGCUUCAACGCUAGUAAUGUACUGUCGGGAUUCCCGUCCCUGACCAAUUUCAGAUUAGAAACAUGCACCUCCUCUUCAACUAAAAAAACGAGCCUUCCAUGCGUUCGUGUAUAUUUCGACAAGUCGAGCCCUGGAGCCUCUAGUGUAGCCACCGGACUGACCGCUCUCCAAUGUUUGACCAGCUGCGUAACGACGUCAACGAACUGCGCAGCAGUCGAUUUUGACGUCACGACAGAUUGUUCAUUCCAAUUUUUGAACAACACGUCAUCCUAUGGAGGCAGGCAAGCAAAUCAGAUCAACACAUUGCAGGAAUGUCUCAGGUAUUGCAUCAACACUCCAUCGUGUUUAGCACUUGACUUCAACGUACAAAACGAAUGUUGGAUACACACCGACCUCAGCAUCGUUGUAACCAACCGCAUUGCAAAUUCUCAAGUCACCCAGUUCGUCUUGAAUAGAGUAAACUGCAUCAGUCAACCUUCACAAACCACCUCCGCUAGUAGAACAGCCAGUACAACAAGCAUUUCAACAGCCUGCUUACUGGCAACAUUCCAAAACACCAACUCGUACGGGGGAAUGUUGGUUGACUCCAUCAACAACAGUGUGUCCUGCCUCAACUACUGCCUCAUCACAAUUUCAUGCGUCGGCGCUGACUUCAACACGGCCUCAAACCAGUGCUUCCAACAUACGGAUAAAAAUGCUUUCGAAAACACAAAAAACGUUAAUUCUCCUGGAAUUAUUCAAUUCGUGAAGAAUCCAAACUGCGGUCUCUCAACAUCUCCAGUCAUAGAUUGCUUGAUAGCCACUUACCAGAACACAAACUCGCAAGGCGGAGCUCAAGUUUUUGGAAUCUUCUCGAGUCCGAUAUGUUUGAGCUUCUGUUUGAGCAGGCCAACUUGCGUAGGGGUAGAUUUUGACGUCGUGUUGGGCCAAUGUUUUAUCCACAGCAACAAAUAUCAGUUCGAAACGACGAGGCAAAUGAAUUCAGCCCAAGGAGUCAUUCAAUACGUCAUGUCCACAAACUGCACUGGAGUCACCACUCAGUCCACAACUCGUCCUGUCACUAUGUUUACCUCCAGGCAGCCUCUGUCUUGUGCUCCAAGUUUCAGAAUUUAUUUCAACUCAUCUUCUUCAACAUCAGCUACUCAACAAUCUCAGUUGGACGCUCUCCAAUGCAUGGUCAGUUGUUUCAUCUCGUCACGAACCUGCGUGGCUGUUGACUUCAGUCCUGUCCGAACAUGUUAUAGCUACAACGACCGUGGGCAGGUUGAAUCUGCUAGGAGAACUCUCAACUUCGUCAAUCAAUAUAUCGUUGAUAGGUCCUGCAAUUUGCCAUUGCCAUAUUGUUCGUACCAAUUUUUCAUGAGCACUUCUUCGGUGGGAGCCCAACAAGCCACACAAGCGACAGAUCUGCAGUCUUGUUUGUACCUCUGCAUCGCCACUCCAACUUGUGUAGCAGUUGAUUUCAACGCUCAGAAUCAAUGCUGGUGGCACAGCAGCACCUCCGCCGUCACUAACAACAGGAUGACCAACACUGAUGUGUCCCAGUUCGUGCUGAAUAGAGUGAACUGUGAUGUCCUACCACCGAUUAUUUUUACAAGCUCGUCCUCUUCAGCUCCUGUUUCAAUUUCAACAUCCGCGCCACUAUCGUGUGCCCCAAGCUUCAGGGUUUACUUCAACGCAACAUCGCUUGGAUCAAAUGAUCUUUUGCCGCAACUCGAUGCCGUUCAGUGCAUUACCAACUGCUUCAUAUCGUCAACCACCUGUGCUGCUGUUGAUUUCAAGAUUGGCAGUGGUUGCUGGCGUUUCACGGAUCGCAACCAAGUAGAUGCAACUCGGACAACUAACAAUUUGGUUACUCAGUUCGUGGCUGAAAGAUCUUGUGCUCUGCCUCUUCCGUUUUGUUCGUACCAGUUCUUCGGCGGCACAUCAUCUUACGGAGCCCAACUUGCGCAGCAAAUAAACACACUCCAAGAUUGCCUCUACCUUUGCAUCACCACGACGAACUGCGUGGCAGUUGACUACAACGUUCAGAACCAAUGCUGGCUGCACGACAACUUAACCGUGGUGCUGCAAAACAGGGGUAUCAACACCGAAUCAUCACAACUUGUAUUGAACAGGGUGAACUGUUACGUGGGACCCCCAAUUGUUCAAACUUCAACUCAAAGUGGAAUUGUUACACAACCACAACCCUGUCAACCAAGCUUCAGAAUAUUCUUCAACUCAACAUCCUCUGGAUCAACUGAUUUCCUGCCUCAACUCAACACGACCAUUCAAUGCAUCACCAACUGCUUCAUAACGUCAGCCGCAUGUGCUGCUGUUGAUUUCAGAACUGACAAUCUUGGUUGCUCGAGGUUCACAAAUCGGUUCCAGGUAGAUGCAACUCGAACGGCAAACAACUUUGUUACUCAAUUUGUGGCUGAGAGAUCUUGUGCUCUGCCAUUCUCGUUUUGCUCCUACCAGUUCUACAGUGGCACCUCAUCGUACGGAGCCCAACUGGCCCAGCAAAUAAACAGCCUCCAAGAUUGUCUCUACCUAUGCAUCGUUACUUUGAACUGCGUUGCCCUCGAUUACAACGUACAAAACCAAUGUUGGUGGCACAGUGAUAGGAAUGUGGUCACCAACAACAGAGGCGCCAACCCCGAGUCAUCUCAAUUUGUUUUGAACAGAGUCAACUGUGUUGUCCCUCUAUCCAGUGCUCAAACUACCACAGAAAGCCAAGUUGUCACACAGCCACAACCCUGCGCCCCAAGCUUCAGAGUUUACUUCAACGCAACAUCGCCUGGAUCAAAUGAUCUUUUACCGCAACUCGAUGCCGUUCAGUGCAUCACCAACUGCUUCAUAUCGUCAACCGCCUGUGCUGCCGUUGAUUUCAGGAUUGGCAGUGGUUGCUGGCGGUUCACGGACCGCAACCAAGUAGAUGCAACUCGGACAACUAACAAUUUGGUUACUCAGUUCGUGGCUGAAAGAUCUUGUGCUCUGCCUCUUCCGUUUUGUUCCUACCAGUUCUACAGUGGCACCUCAUCGUACGGAGCCCAACUGGCCCAGCAAAUAAACAGCCUCCAAGAUUGUCUCUACCUAUGCAUCGUUACUUUGAACUGCGUUGCCCUCGAUUACAACGUACAAAACCAAUGUUGGUGGCACAGUGAUAGGAAUGCGGUCACCAACAACAGAGGCGCCAACCCCGAGUCAUCUCAAUUUGUUUUGAACAGAGUCAACUGUCUUGUCACGCCACCUAUUCUUUCAACCACCACUCAGCGCGGAGUUUCAACACAGUCUCAGACAUGCCCGCCAAGUUUUAGAGUUUAUUUCAACUCAACGACGUUUGGAUCUGUGAGCCAGCAGCCGCAAUACAACGCUCUGCAGUGCAUCACCAACUGCUUCAUUGCGUCAACAACGUGUGUGGCUGCUGAGUACAGUGACGCAAUCUGCUCCUUUCAAUUCAACUUCAACGUAUCUUCCUACGGAGCCCAACUUGCUAAUCAAAUAAGCAGUCUACAAGACUGCCUUUACCUAUGCAUCAACACGCCAAAUUGUGUAGCUGUCGACUACAAUAUUCUCAACCAGUGCUGGAUACACAACAAUAUUAACGUUGUCUUGUCUAAUCAAGACACAAAUCCAGACGCAUCUCAAUUCAUACUGAACAGGGUCAACUGUGCCACAGUUUCAGUGGGAACGACUCUCAGCCCUGCCACCACUCCGUCAGUUUUGAGAACAUCAACUCGUCCUUACACUAUCAAUCCUAAUUUCACCUGCGUAGAUUGGGUGAAACUUGUUCAGACCAGAGCAGCCAACCACAUCUACCAAUCACAGUUCAGGGAUUUGAAUUCAUGUUUGAACGGUUGUUACCUGGUGUCCAGGUGUGUGGCCGUCGACGUUGGAGCUUCUAAUAGCGACUGCUACUUCAUCUACGAUGUUAACGAUGAUAAUUACGACCUUUCCUUCACCCAGUACCAAAUUCAGAGACAAUGUUACCAGAAAGGUCCGAUUCCAGGCCAAUGUCAAAACUACCAGCAGAACGUCAAUCAGAAUUCGGUGAAUGGUCGUUUGUACUUCCAGUACACAACGGUACCUGCCUGCAAAGAUCUCUGCUUCAGCAUUCCGACCUGCGUGGCAUUCGACUUCAACACGAACACUGCCGACCCAAACUUCGGUUGCUGGCUGCACUUGGACCAGUACGACCUCGCGAGCAUCAACACCUUCGUCGCCAAUGGUAUCGAUCAAUACAUCUUGAGUAGAGAUUGCACAGGUUCGUGCUUCUACACGUGGAACUUAUACGUGGACAACGGCUUGAGCGGAGGCAUUCCCCAACGAGACACAACAGUUCAGGGGUGCCAACAGAGGUGCAUCAACAACCCAACAUGCACGGGUAUUGACAUCGAUACGAAUCCAAACCACAACUUUUGCUGGCUGCAUUUCACCACCGACCUCUUUCUGUUCCCCACCAGUGGAGUGAGUCAUUAUCAGAUCAGUAGGAGCGCCAGCUGUCCCGAGUCUCCCGGUUGUUACGUGCGUUCACUCAUCAGCAUGAAUGCCGACGGAGGUCAGAGGUAUCCUGACCCCGUAUCCAACGAGACGUGCGCCCUGCAGUGUCUCCAGUUGUAUCCUCAGUGUGUGGCGGCUGACUGGAGCAUCAGUGAUAGGACCUGCUACUUGCAUAACUCUUUCAGCGGUCGCAAGCCAAGUCCAUGUUGCAACAGAUACGAAAUAACCUGCACCUCAACGAACCCAGCAAUCUGCCAGGAUGACUUCAUCGUUCUGCCAUCCUUCUCCCCCAACCUCCAGUACCUCAACUGGCAGAGCAACAUCUUCAACUUGAACGACUGCAAGACUAGCUGCCUAAGCUUCGGGAAGGGAUGCAUCGGUGUGGUCUUUAGCCAGGAAGGAAGGGUCAUUCCAGGUGUUAGCACGUGUUACUUGGUGACAUCUAUCGACGCCAUGAACACUUCGCAGCGAUCCAAUGAUUUUGACUUGUAUUCGAGGAGUUCAUGCGAACCUUACAAUUCGGCUAUGUUGACGAGAACCUGUCUGUUGGAUGUUGUCUUCCUCGUCGAUACCUCAGGUAGCAUCCUGGACAACCAGCCACCCGGCCUCAACAACAUGCAACUCAUCAGAUCGUUCCUUGAAAGUUUCCUUCAGUCCAACCUCAAAGUUGGACCCUUCUUUGACCACAUCGGUCUCAUCACAUUCGACACAAAUGCGCGAAUAGCAUAUGACUUGUGUGACAAUCAAGUACCUUAUUCAAUAAACGCAAGUGGCAUCAUGAAGAUCAGGCAGUCGCUCGGCAUAACGAACACGCCUGCAGCAUACGAUCUAGCGUACGACAUGCUGUUUGGGUCUGGAAGGUGUGGCCGGGCCGCAGCGCAACCAAUCAUCGUUCUCAUCACCGACGGUCACACUUCGCCGGAGUAUCGAGAGUUUUUUGCAGCUAGCUUGGCGAAGCUUGUUUAUACUAGAUCAGUUAGGAUAGCAAUUGGAGUGACUACUGAUGUUAAUCCUGUGGAACUUCAGCAAUUCGAUUCUGAGGAUAUCAGAGGCAUUCCAAUUUUGGACGAUUUUAGUCAGCUGUUCGCCAUGCAGGGAGUCAUCUACAAUUUUAUGGCCCAACGUUGCAACAGGCCAACCGUAGCCACCGUGCCCAUCCCAACCAGAAGUUUUACAAGUUUUAGUGCUUCUACAUCGACAACAACCGCUACUACUACUACUACUACUACUACUACUACUGCUACUGCAACGAUUUCCACUUCCGCCAGACAAAUCAUUUCAACCAUGAGUUAUGCUCAAAAUAACGCGUUUGCCUUCAAUGCCUACUUGACUCAAUCUAUCCAAGGACCUCAGGAAUGGCUGAGGUUUGAUCAGUCGACCCUCUCUCUGUCCAAUUCAUAUCUAUCGAAUGCAAAUGGAUUUGUAAGUCCUGGACCUGAAGGGUUGUUUUUCAUUGAUUUGGGUGCAGCGGUCAGUCCAGGUAGAAAACUACAAAUCGAUUUAAUAGUUGGACCAAAUCAGCAAAGGUUUCUUAAUUGGGAAUCAACUUCUCAAAAUGGACUAAUAACGGUCAGCAGAUUUGCAGUGAUGUACCUGCAGAGUGGUUUGCUUGUUGGAUUCAAAAUGCCGGCAUACGAUUCCUAUCUUCAAAGUGAUUCUUCCACUCGAUAUGGAAGUUUUUCAGGGUUCAGUAUAGCUCAUGCCAUGACCUAUGACGCAAAUCGUUUUGCCCUUGUAGCUGUGCCAAACGUUAAUAGUUUUCCAAUUAUUGGUGAAAAUUAUACCAUUCCACUUCGAUCAGUUGUGUCUUCACUUUCCAAUAAUUUGGUCAACGGAAAUACAUACGUCUGCCCAAUAAAUGGAGUAUAUGUAGUAACGUUCUCUGCUGGGGUCGUCUAUAACAAAAAACUUCAGCUAUCAAUCUCCGGGUUGGAUCCGACAAUCGAUCUUUCGAGACUUGGCACCAACCGAAACGGACUGACGAGUGUUUCGAGAACGUCACUUGUUAAAUGCCAGCAGGGUCAACAAAUUUAUUUCAAACUGUUAUCCGGUCAAAUAGACGACAUCAACCUCACUGCCUUUUCUAUUUUCCAAUACAAACCGCAGUAUGUUUCGGAGCAGAGUUGGGGUGUGUAUAAAUCGUACAAUUCUGACACAAGAGAUAAUUUUCCUCUUGAUCCUUUUUACUUCGACACGCCACUCGUCAAUGACCAGGGUUUGUACGACGGUGGUAAUAACAUCGUGAGGAUACAGAUUUCUGGUUAUUAUUACGUGCAAAUAACGGCCGGAAGUCAAACUGGAUUCAAUGUGCGCAUGAGAUUGGUGAGGGUGGACGGUAGAACUGGAGCACAAAAUGCUCAAGAUUUCAUAUCACAUGGAUCGAUUGUUUUAUUGAGAGCCAAUGAUUUUCUCAAAGUGGUAGCUGACAUUCCAUCUUACCUAUAUAACACCAUCUACGGAUACCAAACAUCAUUCAUUGGAUUCCUUAUAUAUCCUGAAUAAAUUUUAUCUUCCAGUGAUGUUUUUCUUUUAAUUUCAUGUGCGAGAUAUUUAAAUUAUAUUGACGAUAUUUUAUGAUUUUUUCUUUGUUCGUUAAUAUUUCGAGUUACUCAUCCUCUAAAUAUGAUUGCUAAUGUUCUUGGCUUUAGAAUAAUAGCGAUUUUCAGUGAAAAUCGCGCGAACUAACACGAUUUUACUCCGUUAUAUAUUUUAUUCUGACGAAACUCUCAUUUAACCAGCUAAUAUUUUUGUUAUAACGAUCCAACUUGCUCUUCAAUUUAACAUUCAGAUGCGUUAUCUUUACGUUACAAUUUUAAUAAGUUAAAUGCAAUAUGUGUUAAACUUGGUGUUCGUUUAAUCAUUAAUUGAUAUAUAGAUAUGUUAGAUAUUUAUUAUUUCUUACUUUUCAAUUCGUUCUUCUUCAUUCCAACAAUAUCUUUCCGGAUAUAAUAACUUGAACGAGAAAAUUAAUGCUUGACUUCCCAUUUCGAAUUUAAAUCCAUUUUUAAAUUUUCCAUGCGUGAUUGUCUGUUUUUAAAAUUUAAUUAAUUAUUCUUUAUUAAUUAAUUAAAUUAAUAGAGUAAUUCAUUUUUAGCUCUUUCGUUUCGAAAGUGAAAAAUAAAAAAAUGUCCUACCGCGA
This is a messenger RNA of Helobdella robusta, 8212 nucleotides long. RefSeq lists its product as hypothetical. NCBI's taxonomy places the organism in Eukaryota, Metazoa, Annelida, Clitellata, Rhynchobdellida, Glossiphoniidae. The coding region runs from base 1 to 7575 and encodes 2524 amino acids. The record is from RefSeq and is a predicted model, not a curated record. The transcript has 29 exons. Gene Ontology annotation, molecular function: protein binding.